Dermacentor silvarum is the source of this 2114-nucleotide messenger RNA. Its product is annotated as DNA-(apurinic or apyrimidinic site) endonuclease 2-like. Gene Ontology annotation, molecular function: DNA binding; double-stranded DNA 3'-5' DNA exonuclease activity; zinc ion binding. Gene Ontology annotation, biological process: base-excision repair. Lineage: Eukaryota; Metazoa; Arthropoda; Arachnida; Ixodida; Ixodidae. The record is from RefSeq and is a predicted model, not a curated record. Gene Ontology annotation, cellular component: nucleus.
CCAAGCCAAGCUGCACCAAUCCGGCGGAGCGCUAGGCGGGCACGCGUGUUUUGAACUUUGCGGCAUUUUUGUCAAAUAUGAAAUGAAACUUCUGAGCUGGAAUAUAAAUGGGCUUCGGUCCUUCAAGACAAGCAUGAAAGAUGUGCUGCGUGAUCUGGAUGCUGACAUCAUUUGCUUUCAAGAAACGAAGGCAACCCGCUCCGUUCUGGAAGAAAACUGGGCAAUUGUCGAUGGCUACAGCUCUUACUUUUCGUUCCCACGUCACCAGAGCGGUUACUCUGGCGUGGCAACGUACUGCAAGGACAGCUGUCGCCCGUUUGCGGCCGAGGAAGGAUUGACCGAUGUGUGGUCCAGUCCGCGGCGCAGUGACUCCGUGGGUUCAUACGGCGACACUUUAGCUUUUGACAGCAAGUUUCUCAGCGCAGUCGACGGCGAGGGGCGUGCUGUCUUGACGUUGCACCAUGCUGUGUUUGGUGAAGAUACGAAGAGAGUGGCAGUCAUCAAUGUAUACUGCCCACGUGCUGAUCCUGAAAGACCCGAGCGAGGUCAAAUGAAGUUGGACUUCUACCAUUUACUUGAACUACGAGCCAAGGCAUUGUUGGAAAAUGGAAUGGAGGUGGUCAUAAUGGGUGACCUCAACACCUCGCACUGUAAGAUCGACCACUGUGACCCAUCGGAGGAUGAGGAUUUUUACUCAAACCCUGGACGCCAGUGGUUGAACAAGUUUCUGCUAAAUCAGGAAGGUCCAGAUGGCCCUGAAGCAACAAAAGGUGAACCAGAGAAGCCCUGCUUCCAUGACACAUUCAGGGUGCUCCACCCAACUGCAGAAAAGGCAUUUACAUGCUGGAACACACGGCUCGGUGCACGCCAGACCAACUACGGGACACGCAUUGACUACAUACUUUGUAGCAGUGCACUGUUGCCCUUUGUAAUCAGCAGUGAAAUCUUGCCCGAAGUGUUGGGCUCAGAUCAUUGCCCAGUCAAGGCUAGCCUUGCCUGUACGCCGGUGUCCUCACCACAGUGCCCAUCUUAUUCAACAAGGCACUGGCCCGAGUUUUCAGGCCGGCAGCAAAGCAUUGCAGGAUUUCUGAGUAAAGGGCAUUGUAUGUCCAGUGAGAAGGCAACACAACCAUCUGAAGCACCACUCAAAAAGUGCACUGAAACCAGAGGACAACCAGCAAAGAAGUUGAAGAUUUAGAAUGGACAAUCUACAUUGAAGGGGUUUUUUGUAGUUGAGAACAAGGAAAAGGCCAAAUCACGACAACUAGAUUCUGGUGCAGGAGGCACUAGUCUUACAAAUGGUAGUGAAGCAGAGAUUAGUAGCAAGAAAUGUUCUGCUGUAGAUGCAACCAGCUCUCAGUGGGAGACAACCAGCGACAUGCUACAACCUGAACCCAGUGCGGUGCAGGAAACUGUGAAACAAACAACUCAUUCUAAAGCUUGGAAAAGUCUCUUCAAAGGCCCUCCAGUUGCUCCCCUCUGUAAGGGCCACAGUGAGCGGUGUGUUCUUAGGACAGUGAAAAAGCCUGGGCCCAACCUUGGCCGUCAGUUUUUUGUUUGCCCACGGCCUGAGGGCCAUUCAUCAGACCCAAAUGCUCGCUGCAACUUUUUCCAGUGGGUCAACCCUCCCAAAAGGACAAAGGCAGCAGCUGAAGUUGUGCUGUGAUGUUGGUGCCAAUUGGUUUAUUUGUGGAAAGAGUAGAACGAUGUUGUAGUUGUGAGCACAUCUUGCAUCUUUGAAGACUUUGAUAGGCUGUGUACACUCGAAUGCAGGUACAGUGCUCAUUUCGCAGCAGCGUGCACUAAAGUAAACUUUUAACUGUGCCUUGUUUGAUUGGUUUGCUUGUUUAUUUUUACGUCUGUCUGUUCCCCAGUACUGCUGUGUCUGGGAAGUGUACAAGCUUGUUGAGCAGUUGUAGCAUUUUAACGCUUCAACAUUUAUCAGAGCUAACUGAAUUGUAUGAUUCCAGUUACUUUUUAUCAAAUCUGUGUGUUCAAAUUAGUACUCUGUGCCAGCUGAGUGGAAUGACUUCAUGCAGUACAAGAUAUGAACAGUUUGCAUUUGUGGUUUGUAUCCCAAAAUUUUAUUUGAAGAGCAGUUUUUACACAUGGAA